Molecule: messenger RNA, 1650 nt
Organism: Penicillium diatomitis
Lineage: Eukaryota; Fungi; Ascomycota; Eurotiomycetes; Eurotiales; Aspergillaceae
Product: aromatic amino acid and leucine permease
Exons: 1
Coding region: 1-1650 (549 amino acids)
Biological process (GO): amino acid transmembrane transport
Cellular component (GO): membrane
Molecular function (GO): amino acid transmembrane transporter activity
Source: RefSeq, a predicted model, not a curated record
AUGGCGGAUGGACAGCCUAUUCGUGCCGCCUCUCUCAAAGAGAAGAUUCCCAGCUACGACGCCCAGAUGACCAAAGAAGAAGACGUGGAGAAUGCUGCCGGGCAGCUGGAGGAAGUCCAUGAGUUUCGACAAGGGCUCCAUCAACGCCAUAUCCAGAUGAUUGCCCUAGCUGGCACCGUCGGAACAGGGCUGUUCCUCAGUUCAGGUCGAGCCAUUGCUUCUGCCGGUCCACUCGGCGCCUUUCUUGCCUAUUCCAUCAUUGGCGCCACGGUGUCAAGCGUGGUAUUCGGCGUCGGCGAGAUGGGAUCCUUAGCUCCCCUCAACGGUGGUGUCAUUCGUUACGCUGCAGUCUUUGUGGACGAGUCUCUAGCAUUCGCCAAUGGCUGGAAUCAGGUCUAUUCAUACGCAACCUCAAUCCCGUCAGAACUGGUCGCAUGCGCUGUGAUUGUUGAAUUCUGGAUCACUGUCAGUAGCGCCAUCUGGGUCGUUGUCUUCGGUCUCGUCAUGGUCCUCACGGCAUUGGUAUUUGUUCGAGUCUAUGGGGAGCUCGAAUUCGGGUUCUCCAUUCUCAAGAUCAUGUUGGUCAUUGGCAUCAAUAUCAUGGCCUUGGUCAUCACCUGCGGUGGCGGCCCCGACCACAAGGCCAUUGGAUUUGAAUACUGGAAAGCUCCAUAUGGGCCUUUUGUCCAGUAUCUCGAUAUUCCCGGCUCACUUGGGCGCUUCCUGGGCUUCUGGACCACUUUCAGCAAUGCUCUCUACGCAUACUCCGGCAUUGAAAACAUCACCGUUGCCGCAGCGGAAACCAGAUAUCCCCGACAAUCAAUUCCCAUGGCCGCAAGGCGCAUCUUUGUUCGAAUUCUUUUGUUCUACGUCAUCACAAUUUUUAUGGUUGGGUUGAUUGUGUGCUCAGCCAACUCUGAGCUUCUCAGAUCCACCGGUACCGCGGCUCAGUCUCCAUUUGUCAUUGCUGCACAGACUGCCGGUAUCAAGGUUGUCCCUUCAAUCAUCAAUGCAGUGAUCCUGACUUCUGCAUGGUCGUCGGGCAACUCCAACAUGCUUGGUGGCUCACGGAUCUUGUAUGGUAUGGCCGUUCAAGGCCACGCGCCCGCAGUCUUCAAGCGACUCAAUCGCUUCUCGAUUCCAUACGUCGCAGUCGCCUUCUACGGAGUCUUCAUGGCUCUGGGCUUCAUGAGUCUGUCCGGUGGUGCUGCUUUAGCCUUCCAGUGGCUUCAGGACCUCGUUUCCAUAAGCACGAUUGUCAACUGGAUCGUCAUUCUAAUCGUUUACCUGCGUUUUCUGUACGGAUGCAAGAAGCAGGGAAUCGACCGACACAAGGAACUGCCGUGGGCAGCCCCAUUCCAGCCCUACGGCAGCUGGAUCUCCCUGGUGGUGUUCGUUCUUCUCUUCCUUACCGGGGGGUAUUCCACCUUCAUGAAAGGCCACUGGAGUUCAGAAACAUUCAUCUCUUCAUAUUUCAAUUUGCCCUUCAUCAUCAUUGUUUACUUUGGCUAUAAGUUCUGGAAAAAGACCAAGAUCAUUCCUUUGAAUGAAAUUCCCAUCCGGCCUUUCAUUGAGCAUUAUCGCCACAAUCCUGAACCCGAACCGAAGCCUAAGCGUGGACUUCGGCGGCUGAACAUUCUCUGGUCAUGA